Molecule: messenger RNA, 3591 nt
Organism: Drosophila serrata
Lineage: Eukaryota; Metazoa; Arthropoda; Insecta; Diptera; Drosophilidae
Biological process (GO): regulation of transcription by RNA polymerase II
Cellular component (GO): nucleus
Molecular function (GO): protein binding
Source: RefSeq, a predicted model, not a curated record
GUACAGUAAUUGUGAAAAACAUUAAGCAAAACUUGCGAAUAAACAACAAGAAGUAAAUGCACCAGCAGCAGGAGGAUUACCGCUCCAAGGAUAUAGUGAAUAGGGAGUGAAUCGGUGCAGAAGAAGCCAGCGGCGAAGGAUUUCUGUGUACGCCGGGGACGUGCAAGGCGGGCCAGCUUCAGCGGAGAGCAGAACAAACCCACCGCCCCCGUUGCCUCUCCUCCCCCGUUGCGGGGAGAGCGAGAAACCGCUAAUUGGAUUGCAGUUUUUUUUUUGUUUUCUUUUUUUGUGUGUGUGUUAUUUUCGCGAAAAGUGGGAAAGUGUAGAGGAAAAAUAGGAAAAGAGCGGCCGCCGCGCGUGCAAGGAGGACGCAAUGGCCACCACGCAGCAGUACUCGCUGCGAUGGAACAACUACCUGCGCCACCUCACCUACUCGCUGGACAACCAUCGGCUAAACGACGACUUUGUCGAUGUGAGCCUGUGCGUCGACGGGCGACGGAUCAAGGCGCACAAGGUGGUGCUAUCCUCCUGCUCCUCGUAUUUCAAGGAGAUCUUCAAGGAGAACCCGCAUCCGCAUCCGGUUAUUAUAUUUAAGUUUAUCAAGUUUGAGGAUCUCAACUCUAUUAUUGAGUUUAUGUACCAGGGCGAAGUGAAUGUGCAGCAGGAGGCCCUGCAAUCGUUCCUGCAAACCGCCGAAUUACUGGCCGUCCAGGGACUCACCGCCGAAGAGAAGGAGCGGCCGCAGCUGCCGGUGGCGCCGCUCAUCAGCGAGCACAAGCUAAUCAAGACCAUACCGAGCACCAUUCGUGCAGUUAGCGAGCAGCAGCAGCAACAGCACCAGGUCAACACGGUAACGGCCCAGCAGGCGCAAUCGGCCACCCAGACCAUUGAGAUACCAACGGCCACGCUGUUGCAGGCCACCACCGCUAGCCAAGUGCAAUCGCAGGUGGCGGCAGCUGCUGCAGCAGCCGCACAAUUGCAGCAGGUCCAACAGCAGCAGCAGCAACAACAGCAUCAUCAUGUACAAACCACACAGAUUCAGCAUAUUCAAGUGCAAUCUGCACCGCCCCCUCAGCAGCAGCAGCAGCAGCAACAACAGCAACAGCAGCAGCAACAAUCCCAGCAGCAGCAACAGCAGCAACAAUCCCAACCGCAGCAGACGACGCCCGUGCAGACGCAGCAUUUGAGCAUCAGCAAUGCAGUGACUCUGCCCGCGUCUAGUACGAUGAAGAAGCGCAAAAUUACCUUCUCCGACGACGAUGACAACAUGUACACCACCGAAACCGUUGAUUAUGCCAAGGAUGAGCAGAAUAUAGUGAAAACCUCCGAUAUGGCUUUUUUACGCGGCGCCGUCAAAAUGGACAUACCGGACUACAUAGUUGGCGAGGUCGACGAUCGUCUGUCGGAUGGGGCCACGCCGCAAACGUCACAGGAUGCCACAACGGGCGCUGCCCAGACAGUGGCUCAGUAUUCCUCCGAGUACGAGAUCCUCACUGAGUCUGAGAUUGAGGAAAAGUACCAAGCGGAUGCGGAUAAUGCGGAAAUUACCAUCGAAAUGACUCGCUUGCUGGGCAAUGCCAGUGGUGCGGCAGCAGCAGCAGCAGCAGCGGCGGCGGCAGCAGCUAGUGGAGGCCUGGAGGAUGCGAGUGGCGGUGGUGGAACGGGUCCCUCGACUACGGUGUCUGUGACGCCGGUCAAAUCGGACAACAAGUCCAGUGGGACGAAUGAUUCACCCAAUAAUAAGUGGACAGAAUGUCAGUUUUGCAAAAUGGUUAUAACCACGGUAAAUCUUUGGAGACAUAUUCGCACCCAACAUACACCACAACCGCCCCGCAAAUGCGAUCUGUGCAAUAAGAAUUUCAAAAACAAAUACAGCCUGCGAGAGCACAUACGCAUCUCGCACGAGCAGAAAGUGACCAUCAAGACGGAGAACUGAUCCGCCGCCAUCAGCGUUGUCAGCGUUGGCCGCCUCUAAAAUCGGAGUCCGUCAGAGGGAUACACAUAGUUAAUUACGUCCAGCUUAGCAAAUGAGUCGAGUAGAGUCAGACAGUCAGUCAGUCAGUCAGUCAGUCAGCCAGUCCGUUAUCCAUUCCCAUUGAUCCUAAAAACUAGCCAAAAUUGUCAACUCAAAUGCAAAGCAGAAACAAUUCAAGAGCAUUAUACUCUUAGCGUUAUUAUAGCAUUAUAUAUUGCGUGUCUAAACUAUAUAGCCUAAGAUAAGUUAGCGUUUAAGUUCAAGUCCGAGUCAAAGUCAGAGUCAGUCGGAGAGUGGAGCUGGUAAUCCCGUCGUUGACCAAGGCCACAUUAUGAUUUAGGAACUUUUUACCAUGAAUAGCAAAGUACAAGAAACCCUUAUGUACAUAGACACACAGAUCAGUGAUCACAGGAAUAUUUAGAGUUUUAAGAUUAACCCAAAGCUAUAACACUGAAUACCUUGAUUUUAUGUACAUAUAUAUACUAUACUAUAUACCUUUACUAUAUAUUUAAUAGUGCCAGCCGACUUAAUGUAACCUUGUCCUUAUACUUGCAAACUAGUCUUUAAAUCUCUGGAGAUUUCUGUGAGCGCUUCAAGAGAUUGAUUCCCUUGCCCAGGGCUCAUGUACUUUGCUCUAAUUUAUUAACCUGAAACCUUAAAUGAACAUGAACAGAAUAUACCCUAUAUCCUCCUUUCCCCCAAGAAACAUCCUUAUGUACAAAUUUAUAUAUUAUAAAUGAACUGCAAUACGAUCCAGCGCUUUGUCCAUGACCAUUCUGUGUUCAGCAUUAAAGCGUUGGGCCCCCCACUGUUUGUACAUUAGCUAAAUUAGUUAUAGUUUAUAGUUCAUAGAGUAUAGUUUAUAGUUUAAUUUAAGCCCAAAACAAACAAACAAAAAUUGCGAGCAGAGACCACAAAGAAAAGCCAAGUGAAAAUGGAAGUCAUAAUGUUUACACGCUAGGAUUAGGUUUGAAAGUUCGAGAGUAUUUUGUCACACCUUGUAAACCCCGUAAACCCCUGUAGAAAUUUCUCUCUAUAAAAAAGACAACUCUACAUACUAAAGAUAAUCUAGUUAAAUGAAACAACUCAUACGUAUUACUUAUCGAUCCACAUAUUGAUCUAUGUAUACACAAACAUAUAGUUAAUGUUAUAUCUAUACUAUAUAUGCCCCUGUUUUUUGGGCUCCAACCGAAGUCUAAACUCAAACCCUUUGGAAAAUAUGUGUUUUUUCGCCUAGGAUCUCACUGAAAGAAAUAAGAAUACAAAAGAAACGAGGGAAUGUAUCAACGAAAUGUAGAAACUCUGGCCAGUAAUGCCUAGAAAUUACUAGAGGUUUUAUAAGAAAUGUUUUGGAAAUAGUUAAUUCUGUUUUUUAAGGGAUUUUAAGAUCCUCUAGCAAUUUCUUUGUCAUUUCUCGCUCGAAAGUAUUUAGUAGAAAAGGAGAUUCUAUAACCUCUCAAAAUAAAAGAAAAAAACAUUAACCUUUAAGUCCCAUAUGUGUAUCUUUGUAUAUUGAUUUAUACACAUCGAUGAAUGAGACAAAAUAACUCAAUUUAAAUUCGUUUUGCUAGAAACUUGAAAAUGAAAGAGAUAGAGAAAGAGAUAUAGUGCGAGGA